This is a messenger RNA of Propithecus coquereli (Coquerel's sifaka), 2005 nucleotides long. RefSeq names its product cell division cycle 45 (gene CDC45). Gene Ontology annotation, biological process: mitotic DNA replication preinitiation complex assembly; DNA replication initiation; double-strand break repair via break-induced replication. Bases 149 to 1864 code for a protein of 571 amino acids. Lineage: Eukaryota; Metazoa; Chordata; Mammalia; Primates; Indriidae. Gene Ontology annotation, molecular function: chromatin binding; DNA replication origin binding; single-stranded DNA binding. The transcript has 19 exons. The record is from RefSeq and is a predicted model, not a curated record. Gene Ontology annotation, cellular component: DNA replication preinitiation complex.
AGAAAGGAGGAAAUGCUGGAAACUAAGAAGCUAUUGGUUGGUGAUCCCUGGGCCAAUCCGGGAAGAGCAGUGAUUUGGCGGGAGUCUUGACCGCCGCCGACGCUCUAGGUGUCUCAGCGCGAGCUCAAGGCUUCUGGCCACCGUGGCUAUGUUCGUGUCCGAUUUCCGCAAAGAGUUCUAUGAGGUGGUCCAGAGCCAGAGGGUCCUCCUCUUCGUGGCCUCGGACGUGGAUGCUCUGUGCGCUUGCAAGAUCCUUCAGGCCCUGUUCCAGUGUGACCACGUGCAAUACACACUCGUUCCAGUUGCUGGGUGGCAAGAACUUGAAACUGCAUUUCUUGAGCAUAAAGCACAGUUCCAUUAUUUUGUUCUCAUAAACUGUGGAGCUAAUGUAGACCUAUUGGAUAUCCUUCAACCUGACGAAGACACUAUAUUCUUUGUGUGUGAUACCCACAGGCCAGUCAACGUUGUGAAUGUGUACAAUGACACUCAGAUCAAAUUACUCAUUAAACAAGAUGAUGACCUUGAAGUUCCCGCCUACGAUGACAUCUUCAGGGAUGAAGAGGAGAAUGAAGAGCAUUCAGGAAAUGACAGCGAUGGAUCAGAGCCUUCUGGGUCAGAGCCUUCUGAGAAGCGCACACGGUUAGAAGAGGAGAUAGUGGAGCAAACCAGGAGACAGCGGCAGCGGAGAGAGUGGGAGGCCCGGAGAAGAGACAUCCUCUUUGACUACGAACAGUAUGAAUAUCAUGGGACGUCAUCGGCCAUGGUGAUGUUUGACCUGGCGUGGAUGAUGUCCAAGGACCUGAACGACAUGCUGUGGUGGGCCAUCGUUGGACUGACGGACCAGUGGGUGCACGACAAGAUCACCCAGAUGAAAUAUGUGACUGAUGUCGGCAUCCUGCAGCGUCAUGUGUCCCGGCACAACCACCGGAACGAGGACGAGGAGAAUACCCUCUCCGUGGACUGCACGCGGGUCUCCUUUGAGUACGACCUCUGCCUGGCACUCUACCAGCACUGGUCCCUCCACGACAGCCUGUGCAACACCAGCUACACUGCGGCCAGGUUCAAGCUCUGGUCUGUGCAUGGGCAGAAGCGGCUUCAGGAGUUCCUGGCAGACAUGGGGCUUCCCCUGAAACAGGUGAAGCAGAAGUUCCAGUCCAUGGACAUCUCCUUAAAGGAGAAUUUGCAAGAAAUGAUUGAAGAGUCUGCUACUAAAUUUGGGAUGAAGGACAUGCGCAUGCAGACUUUCAGCAUUCACUUUGGGUUCAAGCAUAAGUUCCUGGCCAGCGAUGUGGUCUUUGCCACCAUGUCUCUGAUGGAGAAUCCUGAGAAGGACGGCUCAGGGACAGAUCACUUCAUCCAGGCUCUGGACAGUCUCUCCAGGAGUAACCUAGACAAGCUGUACCUGGGCCUGGAACUCGCCAAGAAGCAGCUUCGAGCCACCCAGCAGACCAUUGCCAGCUGCAUCUGCACCAACCUCGUCAUCUCCCAGGGGCCUUUCCUCUACUGUUCCCUCAUGGAGGGCACUCCAGAUGUCGCACUGUUCUCCAAGCCGGCGUCCCUGAGCCUGCUCAGCCGGCACCUGCUCAAGUCCUUUGUGUAUUCGACAAAGAACCGGCGCUGCAAGCUGCUGCCCCUGGUGAUGGCUGCCCCGCUGAAUGCCGAACAGGGUACGGUGACCAUGGUGGGCAUCCCCCCAGAGACCGACAGCUCAGACAGGAAGAACUUUUUUGGGCGGGCAUUUGAGAAGGCAGCGGAAAGCACCAGCUCCCGGACACUGCACAACCAUUUUGACCUCUCAGUGAUGGAGCUAAAAGCUGAGGAUCGGAGCAAAUUUCUGGAUGCACUUGUUUCCCUCCUGUCCUGAGGAAUUUGAUUCCUUCAGAAACGACCUCCUCCUUAUUUAUAUUAACUGGCUUUUAUUUAGAUUGUAAGUUAUGGACAUGGUCUGUGGUGCAGAGGCAAUGGUUUUUAAUGGAAUAAAAUGCUUGUUUUAGGUUCUGUUCCC